AUGGGUCCUUAUAUGUCAUAACCUAAAACUGAUAAAAAAAUAAUAGCAGAUUAAUAAAAUGGUUAUUUGAAAUUCGCUAUGGUUGAUAUGCAAGGUUGGAGAAACACAAUGGAAGACGGUCAUAUAUCUGAUAUAAAUGUAGAUGAAGAAACUUCCAUAUUUGGAAUAUUUGAUGGACAUGGUGGACAUGAAGUAGCUAAAUUCGGAAAAGCUGAAUUAAUAAAAUUAAAAAAUAACAAAAUUAAUGAUUAAAAUAAUCACAAUAAUGAUUAUGAUGAAGAUUCUGUUGUAUAUGCAGGAUGUACAGCAAAUGUAGCUUUGAUUCAUAAAAAGUAAUUAUAUGUUGCAAAUUCAGGAGAUUCAAGGACAGUUAUUUACAAUAAAGGAAAUCCUAUAGAAAUGUCAAUUGAUCAUAAACCAGAUAAUCCAGAUGAGAAGUAAAGAAUUACAAAAGCUGGAGGAUUCGUAUCAGAUGGAAGAGUGAAUGGAAAUUUAAAUUUAUCAAGAGCCUUUGGAGAUUUUGAAUAUAAAAAAGGGUAAAAUGGAUGUAGACCUCAUGAUUAUAUUAUAACAGCAUUUCCAGAAGUUAAAACCAAACAAUUAACUAAUGAUGAUAAAUUUAUGUUAAUGGGAUGUGAUGGUAUUUGGGAAUGUAUGAAUAAUUAAGAUCUUGGAAAGUUCUGUUAAAGUAGAAUUGAAAAAAAUAUGAGCCUUAAAGAUAUUUUAGUCGAUCUUCUAGAUACUAUUCUUGCAAAAGAUACUGCUAGUAAUUUUUUUUUUUUUAAAUUAAUUCUUAUUUUAGAUGGUGUUGGAUGUGAUAAUAUGACUGCGAUUUUAGUUUAAUUUAAAUGA
Ichthyophthirius multifiliis is the source of this 852-nucleotide messenger RNA. Its product is annotated as protein phosphatase, putative. Gene Ontology annotation, biological process: protein dephosphorylation. The transcript has 3 exons. The record is from RefSeq and is a predicted model, not a curated record. Gene Ontology annotation, molecular function: protein serine/threonine phosphatase activity; cation binding. NCBI's taxonomy places the organism in Eukaryota, Ciliophora, Oligohymenophorea, Hymenostomatida.